Messenger RNA from Symbiodinium necroappetens, 1380 nucleotides. NCBI's taxonomy places the organism in Eukaryota, Dinophyceae, Suessiales, Symbiodiniaceae. The record is from the annotation of a GenBank genome assembly.
AUGCGUCAAGUCACGCGCUCAGUUCCUGGCAGGCGUGUUCGUGCGCCCUUGCCUGUUCUCUUGGCUUUAAUUUGCUACUUCGCUCCAGCCUUUGUACCUGGAUCCAUUAGCCGAAGUCUCUUGAGACAGCAGAAGCUUGCUCAGCUGACCGGCAGCCGAGACGUGCGCUGCAGGGCGAGGGGAGGCGAAGAUGACUCUGCCAUAGCAGUCGGUGAUCCCGUUGAAGGUCUGUACCCAGAUGAUGAGCAAUGGUAUCCGGGCGUUGUAGACAAAGUGAACAGUGAUGGCACCUACACCGUGAAGUGGGAAGAUCCUGAGGGUGGGCCGGAGAGCCACAACUUAGAAGCAGCCAGCAUCAAGAAGAUCAUAAUUUACAAAGACUACAAAGUGGGCGAGGCCGUGGAAGGUGUCUUUCCCGAUGAUGGCAUGUGGUACCCAGGUGAGGUUACCAAAAGUAAUGAGGACGGUAGCUUCACCGUGAAGUGGGAGGAUCCCGACGGUGGCCCAGAAACCUCAGAUCUGCAGCCACAAGACAUGAAAUAUCCUCCGAUUCCCUUUGAGAAGCUCGAGGUCGGCCAGAAAUAUUCAGGAACCGUCCGUUCCGUCCUGGACUUCGGCGCCUUCGUUGACAUCGGCUCGGAGUCGGAUGGCUUGCUCCACAUUUCUAGAAUGUCCAGGGAAAGGAUCGACAAUGUCUACGAUUUUGUUCAAGAAGGGCAGCAAGUCGACGUGUGGAUCAGCGGAAAGCGAGAUGACGGAAAAUACGGCCUCACCAUGGUUGAGGGUAUGACUGAUGACGGGGGGCGCCGUGCUCCUGCGGACCUCACUCCGUUCCAGGAUCUUUCCCCAGAUGAGUUCCAGAAAGGCGUAGUCGCCCGAACAGCUCCAUUCGGUGCUUUCGUGACGGUCACGCUUGAAGGGGGUGCAUCUGCAGAUGGCCUCGUGCACGUGUCACAGAUAAAGGACGGAUUCGUCGAGAACGUUGAUGAUGAGCUUUCUGUCGGUGACGAGGUUCAGGUCCGUGUGCAGUCAGUAGAUCUAGAUGCCGGUAGGAUGAGCCUCUCCAUGCGCGCCGGCUUCGGUGGUGGUGGUGGAGGUGGCUUCCGUCAACCUGCUGAUCUGUCUGCCUUUGAAGGCGUUUCCCAAGAUGAGUGGCUGACCGGGAAGGUUGCUAGAUUGGCACCCUUCGGUGCCUUCGUCACCGUCACAGCCAACGAUGUGUCUGCAGAUGGGCUGGUCCACAUCACUCAAAUCAGGGAUGGAUUCGUGGAGAGUGUUGAAGAUGAGCUUUCCGAAGGUCAGGAGGUGCAAGUGCGCAUCGAAUCUGUUGACACGGACAACGGCAAGAUGAGCUUGUCAAUGAAGCCCGCAGGGUUUUGA